AUGGCUACCAAUCUUGAAACAGCCAAACCACAGAAGUUCACCCCGUUGAGCUCGUUCGUGGAGUCGUCGUUCUUCACCAAACUCUCCCAGUUGAAAUUGGAUGAGUUCAAGCUUGACGCCUCCAAACGUACCCUCAACGGGUUCACCAUCCACCCCACGAAGUUGAACAAGUUCAAUGACGUUCCAUUGAUCAACUUGGACCAUGAGAGCUUUUCUGGCACUUCGCAGGAUAACGCCAAUGUCGUGCUUGAGGGCCUAAUUUAUAACGUAAACACCAUCGAAGAGUUCAAACUGAUCGAUAAGCAGGCCCUCUUAAGGGAAUGGGGUGAAGCCACCCACGCUUCAAUGUUCGAGAAUACUAGCUUGGACUACAGGAAGUUCAACCAAUUCUACGUGUUGAGCUUCUCAGACUUGAAGAAGUAUAAAUUCUACUACUGGGUGGCGUAUCCUACCUUCAGCUCCAAAUGGACAGCUACCCGUCAGAACACUGCAAAGGAAGAGUAUAUCAGGUUGGUUGAAAGCCACAUUGCAUCAGAGCCAUACACUCAGAUGUUGCAACUAAUUGAGGGCGAAUUGGUAUCCAACAUCUCCAAAAAGUCCAGUCACUUCGUAUUCAUUGAUACUUGCUUGAGCAAGGACAAAAUCCCAGGUAUCCAGCUCAAGAACUACUUGUUUUUCCUUGGUCAUCAUGGCUUCCAGGAAGUGGAUGUUCUAGUCUACAGAAACGAUGGUUCUUCUUUUGAAGUUCAUUUGCAAGUGGGUGAGCCUAUAACUAACAACUACAAAGUCACAGGAUGGGAAAGAACUGGCCAAGGUAAGUUAGGACCCAAGUUGGCCGAUUUAGGAUUAUUGAUUGAUCCAACUCAGUUGGCAGAACAAGCUGUGGAACUCAACUUGAAGUUAAUGAAGUGGAGAAUCGCUCCUGAAUUGGAUCUUGAAAUUAUCAAAAAUCAGAAGGUACUAUUGUUGGGUGCAGGCACCCUUGGUAGUUAUGUGGCCAGAGCCUUGAUGGGUUGGGGAGUAAGACAGAUUACUUUCGUGGAUAACGGGCGAAUCUCUUACUCGAAUCCCGUCAGGCAGCCAUUAUUCAGCUUCAACGAUUGUUUCAGUGAUAAUGGGCAAGGUCAGUACAAAGCAAUCAGAGCUGCUGAAGCUCUAAAAGAGAUUUUUCCGGGUGUUAAAGCUCGAGGUGUCAAUCUUGAAGUCCCAAUGAUUGGUCACUCAGUGACAGAUGAAACUAAAGAUAAGAGCAAUUUUGAUACGCUCUCCAGUCUAUUUGAUGAACAUGAUGCGGUCUUCUUACUCAUGGACUCCAGGGAGUCUAGAUGGCUUCCUACAGUGCUUGGUAAUGCAAAAGAUAAAAUUGUUCUCAACGCCGCAUUAGGUUUCGACAGCUAUUUGGUGAUGAGACAUGGUAACCAGACCCAAAAAUUGGGUUGUUAUUACUGCAAUGAUGUGGUUGCUCCAAAUGACAGUUUGAGUGAUCGAACCUUGGAUCAAAUGUGUACGGUGACCAGACCAGGAGGGGCAUUGAUUGCAUCUUCCUUGGCUGUCGAGUUAUUCGUUUCGAUUCUUCAACAUGAAGACAAACAAAAUGCGGAGCACUUGUCUAAAUCUAAGUUUGGAGAAGUACCUCAUCAAAUCCGCGGAUUCUUGAAUAACUUCCAGCAACACAAACUAUUUGCUCCCAGCUACAAGUAUUGUUCGGCAUGUUCGAGUCAAGUGACUCAAAAAUAUCAAGAAGAUGGAUGGGACUUUGUCAAGAAAUGUCUCAACGACACAUCGUAUCUCGAAGAAAUAUGCGGGUUAACAAAAGUACAAGAGGAAGCUGAUCUUGCAUCCGAAGAUCUCUUGAAGGACUUAGAAAUAGAUGACGAAGAUGAAGAAUGGUUAUCAUAA
This is a messenger RNA of Suhomyces tanzawaensis NRRL Y-17324, 1899 nucleotides long. It is a transcript of the gene APG7, whose product is annotated as Apg7p. The coding region runs from base 1 to 1899 and encodes 632 amino acids. Gene Ontology annotation, molecular function: Atg12 activating enzyme activity; Atg8 activating enzyme activity. Gene Ontology annotation, biological process: protein modification by small protein conjugation; C-terminal protein lipidation; autophagy of mitochondrion. Gene Ontology annotation, cellular component: phagophore assembly site; cytoplasm. The record is from RefSeq and is a predicted model, not a curated record. The transcript has a single exon. NCBI's taxonomy places the organism in Eukaryota, Fungi, Ascomycota, Pichiomycetes, Serinales, Debaryomycetaceae.